CAACAGUCAGUCACGUCCAGGACCCAGAGGGAGAGGAGCCAGCAGCCAGAGGGACAGACGCAGCAGCUCAUCACUGGAACACAUAUCUCUUUCAGGACUAAACACAAGCAGGGGGCCACGAGCAGUUAAACAGGGACUGUCUUCUUUUCUUUCGUACACUGACUUGGUUGUGGAAUUUAACUAGAGAUUAGGAAAUGGACUUCAUCCUGCCGCCCACACUGCCAGCUGGUGGAAUCCCAUGGGAGAAGGUUUUACCCCCUCUCAUUCCUCGGCUUAAUGGGACCUAUGGACAAUAUAAUUGGUCCCAAAAAUUACUGAUUCCAGAGACGGACAAUAACAGUUCCGCAGAGGUGAGCUGCGAUGACACUGGAUUUACAGUUCAAGUUGAUGUAAAGCACUUUAACCCAGAGGACCUAAUGGUUAAAGUGAUAGGAGACUUUGUAGAAGUUCAAGGAAAGCAUGAAGAAAGAAAGAACGAUGGUCCUGGGUUUACUACACGACAGUUUAACCGCCGCUACAGGAUCCCAAAGGGAGUGGACACCAUGGCUUUGGAGUCAGCGGUCUCUCCAGAUGGCAUCCUUAUCAUAUCUGCACCUAUGCUACAAACUGAGAACCCCGGACCUCUGACCUAGGCACAUUGAUACCAUACACUCAAAUCACUCUACCAUCUUCACCAUGUAGGACAAGAAAUUCAACAGAAGCCUUUCUGAGCGCACAAACAGAAAUAACUCCUCCUUUGGUCACAGCAACACUCGACAUGUGCCAAAACAAACAUUUGUUCUGUUCCUGGCACUGUCUUAAUAUUCCCUGCUCUCAGAGGUUUGUAUAUACUGCCCUGCUAUUACUCAUCAAACACCCAUAAUGUUUCAAGGAACCACUCUUUGUAAAUAUUCUGUAUUUCACUUAGCAAACUGCUGCCUCUUUUUGUGAAACUUUUGUAAAAUGCACCAUAUUGUAAUUGUGAUUGAUGAUUCGCACAGAUGAAAAAGAAAUGAUGUCUUCUUGUUCAAAAACAGCACAAAUAAACUUUAUUUCUUUUAUAAAAACCCCAACAAA
Messenger RNA from Scophthalmus maximus (turbot), 1056 nucleotides. It is a transcript of the gene hspb6, whose product is annotated as heat shock protein, alpha-crystallin-related, b6. Gene Ontology annotation, biological process: protein refolding; response to heat. Gene Ontology annotation, molecular function: protein folding chaperone. The transcript is spliced from 4 exons. NCBI's taxonomy places the organism in Eukaryota, Metazoa, Chordata, Actinopteri, Pleuronectiformes, Scophthalmidae. The record is from RefSeq and is a predicted model, not a curated record. The coding region runs from base 195 to 632 and encodes 145 amino acids.